CUGGCGCUGGCGCUGGUCGUGGCGCAGCGAGGAAUCAGUGGAGGUCGCUGUUCAUCGUGCUUAAUCUUCGCCAACGAGUGUCUCGAGGGUUCGUGAUGUGGAGGAAUGAUGCCGCGGGUCCUCCUCCCCCUCGUGUGCUGCCGCUGUCAAGGGAUUCUUUCCGGGCUUCCAUUUGUAGGUUCCUGUACUGGAAAGGCUUUCGCACUAGCUGUGAGGCGCCAAUGGGGACGAGCGAUUGGGGCAACUUGUCAGGAAAGCUGAGGUGUUGCUUUGUGGCCAGUGGCGAUCCCAGUGAUCUCCACAGACAAUCACGAACAAUGGCGGUCUCUUCGUCCUGGAACCAGAAAAAGCGAGCUUCUUUAAAGCUCGAUUGUCAAUGCGCUCCAUCCAGAGCGCGCGAGAUUGGACGCACGCAGUGGAGACGGAUUGAGACCGAUGCUCGACAGCGUGGGUCUUCUCUCCAGACUGAAGAGACGGAUAUGUAUAUUCCCGUCAAGGCUUUCUUCGUAUCUCGGAGAAUGCAGUGUGGACUUGAAGGGCCUGGCAUGCGAGCAUUUUGACGACGUGAUUUCCACUCGUAAAGAGCUCGUGCUAAGGUGCAGGGAUCGACCAGUAGACUCGCCCGCGCAUACGAAGAAGCCUGUACAUAGUACUAAAUGCUAUUCCACAGCUGAAGUGUUGGACAUGCGAACGUUAUAUGGUUGUGUAUCAGUAUGGCUCUGUAGUGCUUUUCAACUUUGGGGAUGAGGAGGAGACUGAGUUCUUAAACGUCGUCCGCAAGUACUGCAAGGAGGAGUUUGGCAAGCCGAAGAAGGAGGGUACAUUCCGAAUCAGUUCAUGCUAAGAUGAUACUAAGAUUACGGCGUGCUGAUCAGGCCAACACUGUCGGAGUGGAGUCACGGAUCACACGACAUAAUUAUGCUGAGGAAGUUUGACAUCGAUAACAUUCGCAUCAUUGCCAGUGUCUUGGCACAGAGUAUUGCCUUGGACUACUUUGCAAAGCUGGUUGAUGAGAUGAUAAAUGUCUUUAGUGAGCUCAACCGAGGUAUGGAGCGCACCGGUACUUUUACGAUGACCCGCAAAAAGCUAUUCCAGCUCGUUGCUUCAGCGAACUUCACACUUGCCGACGUCAUUGUCCGUAUGGGACUUUUAGAAAGGUCGGACGCGGCGUGGAAGAACAUAAACUACGCUCGGGUUUUUGAGUUUAUGAGGGAGGAGUUUGAGCUCAACGAGCGUUUCAAGAGCUUACAUUUCAAGCUCAAUAUUAUCCAGCACAACGUUCGGCUGUUUCUAGAGGUUCUCCAGAAUCGUAAAUCUGACAUCUUAGAAUGGAUAAUCAUUCUGCUGCUUGCUGGAGAAAUCGGUGUCGGCGUGUAUGACAUAUUGCACGAGGCAGGCGUCAUAUGAGAAGACAGCAGGAGCAACUCCAUCCAGCACAGAGAUCUCUCGAGCUUAAUCUAAAUCAAGCCAGGACAGCAAACAAUCGAGCGCGCUCUGAGGACAAGAUCUCUGCUGGACAAGCUUGCGUACGCCAAUUUUCGCCACUCGAGAGAGCUCGCGCUAAAGUACAAGACAAAAGAUUUCCUCCUCCUUUGCACACAUUACAAAACAUCACAUCAUCCAUCGCCCCUGGCUUUCCAUACU
This is a messenger RNA of Selaginella moellendorffii, 1644 nucleotides long. Its product is annotated as sad1-interacting factor 2. The transcript is spliced from 9 exons. Lineage: Eukaryota; Viridiplantae; Streptophyta; Lycopodiopsida; Selaginellales; Selaginellaceae. Bases 919 to 1407 code for a protein of 162 amino acids. The record is from RefSeq and is a predicted model, not a curated record.